This is a messenger RNA of Carassius auratus (goldfish), 3506 nucleotides long. Its product is annotated as claudin-11-like. Bases 205 to 852 code for a protein of 215 amino acids. The record is from RefSeq and is a predicted model, not a curated record. Gene Ontology annotation, molecular function: structural molecule activity. NCBI's taxonomy places the organism in Eukaryota, Metazoa, Chordata, Actinopteri, Cypriniformes, Cyprinidae. The transcript is spliced from 3 exons. Gene Ontology annotation, cellular component: bicellular tight junction; membrane.
UCUAACGGUACUCUCUUGUUGUACUAGCUUGGAAUACUGCGCGACAUAAGGAUCUACAAAACCAUCUUUAUUUUUACGCAAUGGAUUAACAUAUCUGGAUAUUACCAUCUAUAAAUUCCGCCAAGUAGCCUGCAUUAUCUGAUUAUCUACUUCAAAGAGAACUUUUUCAACUUAUUGGACACAUUUUUGCGCACAUUGUACACCAUGGCAAAUACUUGUUUGCAGUUCACGGGUUUUGCAAUGAGCUUUCUUGGUUGGAUCGGCCUCAUCAUCGCCACUGCCACUAAUGAAUGGGUAGUCACUUGUAAAUACAACAUGAACACCUGUAAGAAGAUGGAUGAACUGGAGGCCAAAGGUUUAUGGGCAGACUGUGUGAUCUCAACUGCGCUGUAUCACUGCAUCACACUCACGCAGAUUCUCGAGCUACCAGCGUACAUCCAGACGUCUCGAGCGCUAAUGGUCACAGCAUCGAUCCUCGGAUUGCCUGCUGUCGUGCUCGUGCUCAUGUCCAUGUCCUGUAUUAACCUCGGAAGUGAACCAGAAAGCGCUAAGAACAAGCGAUCAGUGCUCGGAGGAACCAUAAUACUGCUGACUGCUUCUUGCGGCAUCAUCUCCACAGUGUGGUUUCCCAUCGGGGCCCAUCACGAGAGGGGCUUGAUGUCCUUUGGCUUCUCCCUGUAUUCGGGUUGGGUGGGCACUGCACUUUGUUUGCUGGGAGGCUGUAUGAUCACCUGCUGUUCAGGGGACACCCCUGCUACAUACACUGACAACAAUCGGUUCUACUACUCCAAACAGGGCCCCGUUCAUUCUGGCCCCGCCUCCACUAACCACGCCAAAAGUGCUCAUGUGUGAGCUUCGGGAUUACUGCUCAGAUCUGAUUUCUACUCUAUUUUUACUCUCUCUUUCUCUCUUUCUUUCCACUUGUUUCAACAAUGUUUCUAUCUACAGUGGUGACUCUUUGGAUAGUUAUCUAGCAGCUGAACUCUGACCUUUUGACACGGCAGCGGGGUUUGUCACCCAGAUGUUACAUAUACUGUAGGACAGUCGCUGGUGACCUCCGAUGAAGGAUUCAGUGUUUAAAAGGGCUUCUACUGAUUCUUCUCAGUACAAUGUGCCAUUUCAAGGCCUAUUUUUGUAGUGAGAAAUGAAUUUGUGCAUUUUUAUAUGAAUACUAACAGUAUUGCCAUUGUUGUUUUUAUUCUAAAUCUUUCAGUUAAUUUCAGUCUGUUUGUGCAGCUGUAUUUUCAUUUUGUUUAAUUUCAGUCCAUUUCAUAGCCACCCAAACAAAACUACACAGUAAUUACUUAGUAAUAUUAUUUAUUGUAAUACUUUAUAUGAAGUUUUUUUUGUUUUGUUAUGUUUGUUGUAAUAAACAAUGUUGUCCAUGUGAAAUAGUUUUUAUAUUAUAGGCAAUAUGUCAUUUUUUUAUAUAAAAAACCCUCUGUCCUCUCUGCAAACUGAAGUGAACUUCUCUCAGCAGGACUGUAUACUGAUGAGAACGUGGUGUUUGCUGUCAGAUGGCCAGGCAGGUGUAGUGCAUCAUCAUUAAACCUCUUAAUCAUUCUCACUUAAAGCACUUGAGACACACAUACAAUUUAGGCAUCUGAGACAUCUAUGUGUAUCGAUUUCUUUUACUCCAGUGAGAAAUUUGUCCCAUUACGACCAAUGGGAAUCUCAAUGGCUGGCAGACAGCACUGAUUAAGGUUAACGGUCACAUUCAGCCAUAAAGGCAGAUUUAUGCUCCGGGUGCGACGAGGCUCCGUCUUUGUUCUCUAGCCGGGAUCCAUGCGCUGAAUGCUUCUUGUUUCACAUGGAGUUUCAGUGGACAUAGAGUCAAAAAUAGCUGAAUACUGAGGAUAUAAACAACAUGUGAAUGUUUCUGUACAUCGUGUGAAAAAGAAAACAUUAAUUUUAACCCCUACAGUAUGAUUUAUCCUGUGUAGCGUGAUGUUUAGAUCUCAUUGUGCAAUGAUAUUGCUUUUUUGUAGAUCUUAUACCUUCAGUCUUUGGUUAGAGGUAGUUUGGGGUGAAGUAAAUUCGAUGAACAAUUGCAUUGGAAUCUACAGUAUUUUUCUUUUCCAGAUAUGGCUGCAAAUAACAGCAUACAAGCAGGAGAGAUAGUCAAAGCUGAGGUUGACCUGAACUAGAAGGAAUCAGGAAGAUGAAAAGUUUUUGUUAAUACAGCCUUCAUUCCUGUAUGUUCAUAGCUUGUAGCACUUUUCUUUAAAGGGUCAUGAAACACAAACACACAUUGUUGAGAUGUUAACAAAUAUUGUAUGUUGGAGAUAAUACCUGUAUAAAGGAUAUUUUUUCUGAAGGGUAAACUUGAUCGUUUAGGAAUUUUUGGUCCAUUUUAGUUUUCUGGUGUCAUGAACAAAUUAGUCCAUUGGCAUGAAAAGUCAUUUUAAUGUAAGCUUACAUGUCUUAAUUAUUAUUUUAAUUAUGUUAAUAUGACUCUAAUUACAUUAAAAAAAAAUUGAGUUUAAAAAACAUAUAGUUAUUCCUCGUUCUUUAACUGCUCAGCAUACUAGAUUAGCAUACCACUAGCCUGUUAGCUUGCUAGCUUAUUAAAUCUAUCAUCUUUAAUCGUUUAAGAUCAUGCAAAUAAUUAAAUGCAAAACAAUACAAUUUUAUAUGUUUCAUAGAUUUAAUUUAAAAUAUAUUUAAUAAAAUCACCUGCUUUACCAUACAACAGGCUAGUGCUAAUGUGCUAACUGAUAACAUGUGAGGUACAAUUACAAAAGACUGUUUCCAAGUGUGAAACCAGGGGGAACCCCGACUAUUCAUGGCACCAAUAUUUGAAAUCAAUAUUGAGUCAGAAUCAACAGGAUGUAACAUUAUUGUUAACUAAAGUAUGUCAAGUGUCUCUUUAACACACUUCUAACAAACUUUCUAAAUUUAUGAGAACUAAUUCAUGGUGGGUUUCAUGACCCUUUAAUGUUCUUUGCAUAAUUUGAGAAAGGAUAUAUCUGCAUUUGUACAAACAUGAGACAACUCCAAUAGUCAAAGUGCUGCAGGGGUCAAUUUCUUACAAGAUAAUAAUCAUAUUCUAAUUUGGAAAUACAGCAACAGUGACUUACUAAUUUUAGCUCGACUGAGUUUCCCUUGGAAAACUGAUAGUACUGAGCUUAAAAUUUUCCAAAUUAUGUACUGAUACAUAAUACUGAUUAAAAUCUCACAGUAUGAGACUAACCUGGAGCUGACCAGAAAAAUAUGCAGUUCCCAGAAUGUUCUGAAAACACCAAAAGGUUCUUACAGGAAAUGACUGAUACUUUGAGCAGUGAGACAAUAUUACCUUUUGCAUAAGGAUUUUUGAUAAGGAUCUUCAACGCAAGUAUUAGGAUAUAUUAGUAUAAAAGCAACUAAUAUGUUUGCAUAAGCAUAAAGGUGCAUAUUUACAUGAUUUAACCAUCUACCCCACACUAUCAAAGCAUUUAACAUCUUCCUCAAAUCCAGGAUUAGCACCAGGAUAUUUUGCAUCAGAAAAAGGGGAGCCCCCCCCCCCC